UUUCUCCAGCAAGUUUUAUUUGUUAAUUUAGAAUGCAGAAAUGAACCUUUUAACUUUACUCUGAAAGCAAAUAUUGACUUUGUUUCAUAGUAAUCUGGACUUCGCACAGGAGAGGAAAAGCCUGACGUUCCUGAAAAUGGCAGCUGAGACAUCCACAGAAGUUCCAAAAACUGCUAGACAGUUCGUCCUUAAAGAAGAGGUAAUUGUAGAAAGAAAAUGGUUGAAGCUUGAAGAAACAACUUAUACUGAUCCCUUUGGUAAAACCAGAACUUGGGAAACGGUAAAGCGUACUGGCAACAAAAAGGGCAUUUCAGCUGAUGGCGUAGCAGUGAUAGCUGUACUACAGAGAACUCUCCACUACGACUGCGUUGUCCUAGUGAAACAGUUCAGGCCCCCGAUUAACAGCUAUUGCUUGGAAUUCCCUGCAGGCCUCAUUGAGGAAAAUGAGACUGCAGAAAGCGCGGCAUUGCGGGAGUUGGAGGAAGAAACUGGGUACAAGGGAGAAGUCAUUGAAUGUACUCCAGCUCUCUGCUUGGACCCAGGUUUGUCAAACAGCACGACACACAUCGUGAGCGUCACCAUUAAUGGAGAUGAGGCUGAGAACACAAGACCUAAGCAAAAACUUGAUGAUGGAGAAUUUGUGGAAGUUAUUUCGCUUCCGAAAAACGACCUACUGCAAAGAAUUGAUGAACUGAUAGCAGAAGAACAUAUUGCAGUGGAUGCCAGGGUUUAUACUUACGCCUUGGCCCUGAAGCAUGCAGCAGAAAAACCGCUCCAAGUUCCUUUUAUGAAGUUCUAAAACUGGGCAAUGAGAAACGUAGGUGGAAACCGCCCAAUUCAGAUGGCUUCGAAGCAGAACUCUUCUUGUAAUAAAGGCCCUUUAGCUUUACUUGUAGAGCAAAACAAAAGGAUUUGUAGGAAUGAUUCUGAUAUUUUUCUCUGGAAUAAGCAUUUCUUCUAACUGCUCGGUCUAUCAAGCCUUGACAGAAUAAUCGUAAUAAAAAUGCUCUUUAAUUUUCAGAA
Messenger RNA from Nipponia nippon (crested ibis), 1023 nucleotides. The record is from RefSeq and is a predicted model, not a curated record. Lineage: Eukaryota; Metazoa; Chordata; Aves; Pelecaniformes; Threskiornithidae.